CAACUACAAAGGAUCACCUUGUCAAACAUAUUCGUACUCAUACUGGGGAAAUGCCCUUUGCAUGUCCCCAUUGCCCACAUCGCUCAGCACAGAAAGGAAACCUAAACAAUCACAUUUUCAAUCAUCAUGGAAAGGGUGGAUCUGGACAGUGAUGCCCCAAGGACUAGCAAGAAUGGAACCCCUGCAGGUGGGAGGGGACUUGGAGCCACCAACAGGAUGCACCAGUGUCCAUAUUGUGAAUAUACUACUUACUUCACCACUAACUUGAGAAACCACAUGAGGAGACACACAGGAGAGAAGCCAUACUCUUGCCAAUACUGUGCCUAUAGUGCUAUUACAAAGCAGAGUCUAGAAAGGCAUUUACGCACUCACAACAAAGGUCAAACAUUUGCAUGCCGUUUUUGUCCAUACACAACUGACCAAGAUGUGCUUCUGAAAAGGCAUGUGUCAUGUGUACACUCAGGAGAUAAAUCAUCAACAUGCCCACACUGUUCCUAUCAGGCUGUAGAUAGUGAAGAUUUAAGGAAUCACAUAUUGAUUCACCAUAAUAUUCAAAGUUGAAGCGAUCUGUAGAAGAAUUUAUAGCAAUUUGACUAGUUUGAUAUAUUUCAUAUUGAUAUUUUUUUCAUUACUUUUCUUAUCAGAAGUAGUGGUCAGCGGAGAUCCUACAUUAAUGGAUUAAAAUCUAGAGAUGGUACAGCAAAACUAGCACCAUUAAGCUUCUCAGAACUAUCAGCUUGUGUUGAAAGUAUCUCACCAUAAGUGACUUUAGCCCAACAAUCUGUACCUGAAGACAGCAGUGUGUAAGUCUGCGACUCAGGUGGGAUUGAUUUGAACUUAAAUAGUUAACUUUCAUAGUAACAAAUUGAAAUGUUUUGGUUAAUCUUCCCAGUAAAGAGUUCCAUUUAUAUCAUGCGUGAGUGGAAAAUGUGAAUUUUAGACAUGAGGAUGAUGUACAUACAUUAAUGUACACAUCAUACUGGUAUCUGCAUACCAGUAUGAUAUUGAAUUGGAUUAUAUAACAGUUCUAAAUCUCUCUGGUGUCUCAGGUUGCUCUUGGAUGAAAUUGUCUAUUUAGAGCUUGUAUAUAAAAAAUUGAGUGUUGAGACCCUUGCUGAAAAUUUUGCCUUGCUGAGAUGAAAUGAUAGAUUUUUU
Messenger RNA from Penaeus monodon (black tiger shrimp), 1155 nucleotides. RefSeq names its product RE1-silencing transcription factor B-like. The transcript has 2 exons. Lineage: Eukaryota; Metazoa; Arthropoda; Malacostraca; Decapoda; Penaeidae. Gene Ontology annotation, biological process: regulation of gene expression. Gene Ontology annotation, cellular component: nucleus. The coding region runs from base 127 to 561 and encodes 144 amino acids. The record is from RefSeq and is a predicted model, not a curated record.